This is a messenger RNA of Lolium rigidum, 363 nucleotides long. RefSeq names its product WD-40 repeat-containing protein MSI4-like. The coding region runs from base 40 to 363 and encodes 107 amino acids. Gene Ontology annotation, cellular component: nucleus. NCBI's taxonomy places the organism in Eukaryota, Viridiplantae, Streptophyta, Magnoliopsida, Poales, Poaceae. Gene Ontology annotation, molecular function: histone binding. The record is from RefSeq and is a predicted model, not a curated record. Gene Ontology annotation, biological process: regulation of gene expression. The transcript is spliced from 3 exons.
CGGAGCAGGUCGCCGGCGGCGGCCACCAGCGGCGCGGAGAUGAAGGAGAAGGGCGGGUCGAGGGCGGCGGUGGACGAGCGGUACGCGCAGUGGAAGUCGCUCAUCCCCGUCCUCUACGACUGGUUCGCGAACCACAACCUCGUCUGGCCCUCCCUCUCCUGCCGGUGGGGUCCUCAGUUCGAGCAGGCUACCUACAAGAACCGUCAGCGCCUUUACCUGUCAGAGCAGACCGAUGGAAGUGUCCCUAACACCCUGGUCAUUGCAAACUGUGAAGUUGUCAAGCCACGGGUUGCAGCUGCAGAACACAUCUCACAGGUUAUUCAAUGUUCUUUGGUUUUCAGUUUGUCAGUGCAGAUAGUGUGA